AUGUCUUCCAUGAUCACCACCGCAUCGUGGGUGCCGCGCGGCUUUGCGGCGCCCUUCCCGACCAAGUACAACUUCGACGAGGCCGAGUUCGAGCGCAUAGCCGAGCUCGCAAAGCUGCAGCUCGACGAUGCGAACGAGGACCUCGAGGAGGCGCAACAAGACGAAGACGGCGGCGCUAACGUCGCUCAUGGCGGCACGGCACACGCAAAGUCGGAUGCCGCAGAGGAAGAGGCAGACGGGGGCGACGUCGACAUCAACGACGACGACCUCAAGGAGUACGACCUGGAGCACUACGAUGACGACGAGGACGAGAACCAGCCCGAGGGCCAGAGAAUGGACAUGUUUGGCAAUAUCAAAUCGUUAGCCUACUACGAAAACAACAAGGACGACCCCUACAUCACCGUGCCCGACGGCCAAGAUGACGACGACGACGAUCGCGAGGAGCUGCAGAUCCUAGCCACCGACAACCUGCUGCUGGCUGCCAAGGUCGAGGACGAGCUGGCCCACCUCGAGGUCUACGUCUACGAGGACUCCGCCGACAACCUCUACGUCCACCACGAUAUCAUGCUCCCCGCCAUACCCCUCUGCGUCGAGUGGUUAGACAUCCCCGUCUCGAAACCGAACGUGGACAAGGACUCGACCGCCAACUUCGUCGCUGUCGGAACCAUGGACCCCGAUAUCGAGGUGUGGGACCUGGACACGGUGGACUGCAUGUAUCCCAACGCCAUCCUCGGCCAGGGCGGCAACCCCGAGGCGGACAAGCAGAAGAAGAAGAAAAAGAAGUCAAAGAAGGCCAACGACGAGUACCACGUCGACGCUGUGCUCUCUCUCGCCGCCAACAGGCAGCACCGGAACCUCCUGGCGUCCGCGUCUGCCGACAAGACGGUCAAGCUGUGGGAUCUCAACACGGCCAAGUGUGCCAAGUCCUACAGCUACCAUACCGACAAGGUCUGCUCGCUGGCGUGGCACUCGGUCGAGUCCACUGUGCUGCUGAGCGGAAGUUACGACAGGACGGUCGUGGCGGCGGAUAUGCGAGCACCUGACGCCAAGGCACCCCGAUGGGGAGUGGAGAGCGAUGUUGAAAAUGUGAGAUGGGACCCCCACGACUCGAAUUACUUUUUCGUCUCAACCGAGAACGGCAUUAUCCAUUACCACGAUAUCCGCAACAUUCCUUCGAACCCGGCCGCAAGUAAGCCGGUCUGGACGUUGCAGGCACACGAUGAGUCGCUUUCUUCCUUUGAUAUCAACACCAAGAUCCCCGGCUUCAUGGCUACCGGAUCGACCGACAAGACGGUCAAAUUGUGGAACAUCCAACCUACCGGGCCCACCUUGGUAGUGACUAGAAACCUGGAUGUUGGCAAGGUCUUCUCAACGACGUUCGCCCCGGAUUCCGAGGUGGCUUUCCGCCUUGCAGUAGCUGGAAGCAAAGGCACCAUGCACGUGUGGGACACUAGCACCAACGCUUCCGUGCGACAGGCGUUUGCCCACAGAAUCGCAGACACGGCUGACACCAAGGUGGAGGAUCGCCUCGUUGGCGUGGCCGACGAUGACUCUAGUUCAGACUCUGAUGAGGGCGACGAAGAUCCUGAGAACGACGGGGACUCUAUGGAUGAGGAUUAG
Messenger RNA from Neoarthrinium moseri, 1620 nucleotides. RefSeq lists its product as uncharacterized. The record is from RefSeq and is a predicted model, not a curated record. Gene Ontology annotation, biological process: rRNA processing. Gene Ontology annotation, cellular component: nucleus. The transcript has 2 exons. Lineage: Eukaryota; Fungi; Ascomycota; Sordariomycetes; Amphisphaeriales; Apiosporaceae. Gene Ontology annotation, molecular function: protein binding. Bases 1 to 1620 code for a protein of 539 amino acids.